Molecule: messenger RNA, 3036 nt
Organism: Penicillium subrubescens
Lineage: Eukaryota; Fungi; Ascomycota; Eurotiomycetes; Eurotiales; Aspergillaceae
Product: alanine--tRNA ligase
Exons: 6
Coding region: 1-3036 (1011 amino acids)
Biological process (GO): tRNA modification; alanyl-tRNA aminoacylation
Cellular component (GO): mitochondrion; cytoplasm
Molecular function (GO): amino acid binding; alanine-tRNA ligase activity; nucleic acid binding
Source: RefSeq, a predicted model, not a curated record
AUGUGGAUGCGAGUUUCUGGAGGAGGAGGACUGUUGAAAGGCCCCUUGACUCAUCCUCCGCAGUUUGCGCGCCGCACUCCCAGAACCUUCCAUUAUCCUCCCCGCCACUUUCCCCUCAUCACCCAUCCAACACCCUCUCUCCUGUUCGCCAGGAUGGCUUCUGAUACUAGUCGUCCCGAGUGGACUGCUCCUCGAGUCAGAGAGACCUUUUUGGAAUAUUUCAAGCAAAAUGGCCAUACUUUUGUCCCCUCCUCGCCGGUCGCUCCCUUGUCGGAUCCGACUCUGCUCUUCACCAAUGCUGGAAUGAACCAGUAUAAGUCUAUCUUCCUGGGUACUGUCGACCCGCAGUCAGACUUUGCAAAGCUGCGACGCGCAGUGAACUCUCAGAAGUGCAUUCGCGCUGGUGGUAAACACAAUGAUCUUGACGAUGUCGGCAAGGACAGUUAUCAUCACACUUUCUUCGAAAUGUUGGGCAACUGGAGUUUCGGCGACUACUUCAAGAAGGAGGCGAUUACCUAUUCGUGGACUCUUCUCACCGAAGUCUAUGGACUGAACCCCGAUCGUCUAUACGUCACAUAUUUCGAGGGCGACGAAGCCGGUGGUCUCGAGCCCGAUCUCGAGGCCAGAGAUCUUUGGAAGUCUGUGGGUGUCCCGGAAUCCCACAUUCUCCCGGGCAACAUGAAAGAUAACUUCUGGGAAAUGGGUGACCAAGGCCCGUGUGGACCUUGCAGUGAAGUUCACUACGAUCGCAUCGGCGGCCGCAACGCGGCAUCCCUCGUGAACCAGGAUGAUCCGAAUGUGCUGGAGAUCUGGAACAACGUGUUCAUCCAGUACAACCGCGAGUCAGACCGCUCCUUGAGGUCCCUACCUAACAAGCACGUCGACACCGGUAUGGGCUUUGAGCGCCUGGUGUCCGUUCUCCAGGACAAGCCCUCCAACUACGACACGGACGUUUUCACCCCCAUCUUCCAGGCCAUUCAGAACGCAACCGGCGCCCGCGAAUACCGCGGUCGUUUUGGUGCCGAAGACCCGGACGGCAUCGACACUGCGUACCGUGUGGUCGCCGAUCAUGUGCGCACUUUGAUGUUUGCCAUCUCUGACGGAGUGGCCCCUAACAACGAGGGCCGUGGCUACGUGAUCCGUCGGGUGCUGCGCCGUGGAGCCCGAUACGCUCGUAAAUACUUCCAGGUCGAAAUCGGUAACUUCUUCUCGAAACUCGUGCCAACGGUCGUGGAUCAGCUCGGUGAAAUGUUCCCGGAGCUGAUCAAGAAACAGCACGACGUGAUGGAGAUUCUUGAUGAAGAGGAGUUGUCAUUUGCCAAGACUCUGGAUCGAGGCGAGCGUCAAUUCGAGCAGUAUGCCCAGCACGCCAAACUCAAGGGUUCCGACAAACUUCACGGUGCGGAUGUGUGGAGACUGUACGACACUUUCGGUUUCCCUGUCGACCUGACGCAGAUCAUGGCGGAAGAGCGUAGUCUCCGCAUCGACGAUGCUGAGUUUGAAGAAGCCCGCUUGAAGGCCAAAGAAGCUAGCAAGGGUCAGAAGAAGGCCGCCGAAAAUGUGGUCAAGCUUGAUGUCCAUGAUCUCGGAAAGUUGGAGAAAAUGAGCGACGUGCACAAGACGGACGACUCCGCGAAAUUUGGAAGGGGCAAUAUUACGGCUAACAUCAAGGCCAUUUACCAUGGGAAGCACUUCUACGAGAGCACCGACAAGGCUCCCAGUGGCGAACAACUUGGUGUCAUUCUUGACUGCACCAACUUCUACGCCGAGCAGGGUGGUCAAGAGGCCGACACUGGUCGGAUUGUCAUUGAUGGCCAGGCCGAGUUGGAGGUUGGCGACGUCCAAGUUUACGCUGGUUACGUCCUGCACACUGGCUUCAUGAAGUAUGGAUCCCUUUCAGUGGGUGAUGCCGUGAUCUGUGAAUACGAUGAGCUUCGUCGCUGGCCUAUCCGGAAUAACCACACUGGUACCCAUAUCCUGAACUUUGCCCUUCGUGAGGUUCUCGGAGUUGGUGUUGAGCAAAAGGGUUCUCUGGUCUCGGCUGAGAAGCUUCGUUUCGACUUUUCUCACAAGGCUGCUGUGUCUGAUGCCGAUCUGGAGCAGAUUGAGGCCAAGGCUACUGGGUACAUCAGACAGAACUGUGCUGUCUACUCCAAGGAGCUUCCCCUUGCCACCGCUCAGCAGAUUUCUGGUGUCCGUGCUGUCUUUGGUGAGACGUACCCGGACCCUGUCCGGGUCGUGUCCGUUGGUGUUGAAUUGGAAGAGAUCCUGCGGGAUGUCAAGGAUCCCCAAUGGGAGAAAGUCAGCAUUGAGUUCUGUGGUGGAACCCACGUUCAGAAGACCGGCGACAUCAAGGAUUUGAUUGUACUUGAAGAAAGUGGUAUCGCCAAGGGCAUUCGUCGUAUUAUCGCUGUCACCGGCGAAGAGGCCCACGAGGUCCAGCGACUUGCUCAAGAGUUUGAGGCCCGCCUUGACAAGCUGGAUGCUAUGCCCCUCGGCCCUGAGAAGGAGCGAGAGUGCAAGCAAGUGCAGGUUGAUCUCAACCAGCUUGUGAUCUCCGCAGUUCGGAAGGCGCAGUUCCGCGUACGCUUCACCGCGAUCAACAAGCAGGUCCUGGAUGGCCAGAAAGCACAACAGAAGUUGGAAUCUAAGAUGGCCCUGGAAGCCAUCACGUCCUACUUUGAGGCCCCAGAGAACCAGAACUCCUCGUCGCUCGUUGUCAAGCUUCCCAUGCCUGCAAGCGCCAAGGCCGUCAGCGAAUCUAUCAAUCACGUCAAGUCGAAGAUGCAAAACAAGAAUGUCUAUGUGAUGGCAGUUGAUCCCGAAAACACCCGGGUUGCACAUGGUUGCUACGUGUCCAAGGAACUCGGAGAGCUAGGAGGGUCGGCGAGCGAUUGGGCUGCCGUUGUUUCCAGCAGCAUCGGCGGAAAAGCCGGUGGAAAGGGCGCGACCUCGAUCGGCAAUGGCACGAACCCGGACAAGGUCGAUGAUGCUGUCGCGCUUGCAACCGAAUACUUGAGCAAAUUCAAGCUAUAG